Messenger RNA from Didymella exigua CBS 183.55, 369 nucleotides. RefSeq lists its product as uncharacterized. The transcript has a single exon. NCBI's taxonomy places the organism in Eukaryota, Fungi, Ascomycota, Dothideomycetes, Pleosporales, Didymellaceae. The record is from RefSeq and is a predicted model, not a curated record. The annotation marks the transcript as partial.
UGGCUUCUAGACCGGGUGUUGGAGGAGGCUCCACUAAGGGAGAGAUUCAUUUGUGGGAUAGAUAGCACACAACAGCCAGAACAGACGCUAUGGCGCGAUGACGCAGUAGCUAGGUACAUGAAAGGAGUGCGUUGGUUUAAAGAAGGCCUCUUCACGCUUGUUCACAUGUCUGGCAGCAGGCCUGGUUGCGGGACAGAGAUCACCUUGAUACAGUGCGAGAACAGUGCAGACAGGGUGGGGUAUCAGGGGGUGUUUGUAGAGGGGGGCCUGGUAUCCUUCACCACUACGUACCACAAGGGGUAUAGCUUCAGCAAGCGUGUCAAGACGAUCCACCGCUAUGUUCCCCAGGAGGUGGGUGAGCUGGUGGUU